Molecule: messenger RNA, 975 nt
Organism: Colletotrichum orchidophilum
Lineage: Eukaryota; Fungi; Ascomycota; Sordariomycetes; Glomerellales; Glomerellaceae
Exons: 4
Coding region: 1-975 (324 amino acids)
Source: RefSeq, a predicted model, not a curated record
AUGGCCACAGAUCUCUUGACUGCGAAGUCAAACUACGGUGACUGGCGCGACUUCUUUUUCGAACAUGGCUACGCCAUCAUUAAGAACGCUAUUACUCCUGAGCGAGCGGAGUACUACAAAUCAAAGCAGGUCGAAUGGCUCAAAUCUUUCAAUCGCGGAUUCGAUCCGGCGAAUGAAGACACCUGGACCUCUGAGCACCUCCCAGUCUCGUUCAAGGGGGGAAUGUACGGGUCCUACUGCGCCCCACAUGAGCGGUUCGCGUGGGAAGCAAGAAUGGAACCCGGUGUGAUGAACCCAUUCAUUCAUAUCUGGGAAACGGAAGAGUUGCUGGUCAGUUUUGACAUGUUCAACAUUACACUUCCUCGUCAGAAGGACUUGAAGUGGUCGCCAUGGCCUCACUGUGAUCAGGAUCCUAAGAGAAAGGGUCUUCAAUGCAUUCAAGGACUCCUCAACUUCGCUCCUAAUGGAGACAACGACGGUGGUCUUAUCCUGAUGGACGGUUCCGCCAAGCUCUAUGAUCAAUUCUUCAAGGAGACCAGAGUGAUGGCAAACCACGAAGACGCCCCACCUCCGAGCGAAAAUUACCGUGAUCUGUUCAUUUUCAAGGAAGAAGAUGUCAAGUGGUUCGAGGAUCGUGGGUGCCGCCUCAUCAAACCCAACCUCGAGCCAGGAGACCUGGUGCUAUGGGAUUCACGAUCUAUGCAUUAUGCCAAGCACCCUGAAGGAACUCAAAUUAGGCAUGCGCAGUACGUGUGCUUCACGCCAGUCAAGUUUGCGGAUCCCCAGAGUUUGAAGGAGAAGGCGGACAUCUUUAGUUCGUGGGGAGGCACCACGCACUGGCCGCACACGAACAUUCAUCCUCAGGGAAAGGCAAAGAGGGAUGGUGUAAUUGACCCGCAAGAGCGAGAGGAACCUCUGGAGAAACCCAUUGUAACCGACAGGUUGUUGCAGCUGGCUGCGGUGAAGGCGUAUUGA